Messenger RNA from Theileria parva strain Muguga, 633 nucleotides. It is a transcript of the gene ISPF, whose product is annotated as YgbB family protein. The transcript has a single exon. The coding region runs from base 1 to 633 and encodes 210 amino acids. Gene Ontology annotation, molecular function: 2-C-methyl-D-erythritol 2,4-cyclodiphosphate synthase activity. NCBI's taxonomy places the organism in Eukaryota, Apicomplexa, Aconoidasida, Piroplasmida, Theileriidae. The record is from RefSeq and is a predicted model, not a curated record. Gene Ontology annotation, biological process: terpenoid biosynthetic process.
AUGGGUACAUUUUUGGUUGUAAUUUGGUUAAUUGGCUUGGGUUUGGUGGAUUCCUACAAGAAUAUCAAAACUGCCGAUAUUCUACAAUGGCACCAUUCACCUAAGGUAAAUGCAGUGAUUCAAAGUCUUGACAGGAAUGUAAAUUACAGCAGAGUUGGCUUUGGCUAUGACAUUCAUCGGGUUGUGAAUGCUGGUGAAGGCGGGAAAACGUUGAUUUUGGGCGGCGUCGAGGUACCUGGCGACUCUGUUAGGGUUUUGGCGCACAGUGAUGGUGACGUUGUUUUACACUCAAUUUCAGAUGCUGUGCUUGGAGCUUUGGGAAAAGGGGAUAUUGGUGACUACUUUCCAGAUACAAACCCUCAGUUUGAAGAUUAUAACUCCGUUAAAAUUCUAAGAAGAGUACUUGAAAUUGCCGAGGAAAUGGGCUACUCACUUGUAAAUGUAGAUGCCUGUAUAAUAUUAGAGUACCCGAAACUAGGCCCAGUAAAAUCGCAAAUUAAAGAAAACCUUCAAAGUCUUCUUGGCCAUGGCACAGUUGUUAAUGUCAAGGCUAAAACUAAUGAAAAACUCGACUCGAUUGGUAAAGGUUCUGCUAUUGCAUGCCAUGCAGUUGUACUAUUACAAAAUAUCUAA